This is a messenger RNA of Cladophialophora immunda, 1478 nucleotides long. RefSeq lists its product as uncharacterized. Bases 1 to 1311 code for a protein of 436 amino acids. The record is from RefSeq and is a predicted model, not a curated record. The transcript has 5 exons. NCBI's taxonomy places the organism in Eukaryota, Fungi, Ascomycota, Eurotiomycetes, Chaetothyriales, Herpotrichiellaceae.
AUGACGAUUACGAACCAUCAACCUCCAGCAGAGUCGCUAUCCAAGCAGUCAUCAAAAGAGAUCCCCAUCAUCCACCAAGGGCAGAACCUGGGGGUAUACUCCGACCCAUCACUCCCCAAGACAGAUCUGGCUCAAGUUUUCCCCGGAUCAACGCCAAUGGCCGGGCCGAAGCUCACGACGUCGGACGAUCUCCUGAUCUGCUGUGCGUGCGGCGCGCAGUACGAGGUGGACGAGACGACGGGCAAGGACGAGUGCCGGAUCUGCGAAGACCCCCGCCAAUUCGUCCCGCCGACGGGCCAGGCGUUCACGACGCUGCGCAAGCUGCACGAGGGCCCGUACCGGAACGUCUUCGAGCCGUGCGCGCACAACGACACCGUGGUCGAGAUCCACACCGAGCCAAAGUUCGGAAUCGGGCAGGGCGCGCGCUUGAUCCGCACGCCGAACGGGAAUGUCCUCUGGGACUUGAUCGCGUAUCUGGACCAGGAUACCGUGGACAAGGUAUGUCUGUACUCUCGCACUCAUAUAUCUAUAUCCAUGGGCCCGUCGCCCUCGAAAAUCGCCAGCGACAUACUUCCGUUUUCCCUGACUCUGUGUUUCCUUUUCAAUUCAAUUUUAUUUUGGUCAGAAGAGAAAAGAAGAAGAAAAAGGAGGGCGAUUUUUUUUGGACACGCUGCUUGGUUUAUAUGGAUGGAGUUUGAUGGUGUUGGGGUCCAGAUCACCGAGUUGGGCGGGUUGAAGUUCAUCAUCAUUUCACACCCGCACUUCUACACGACCUGGGCGGACUGGUCAUCGACAUUUGACUGCCCCGUGUACAUGACCGAAGUCGACUCGGUCUGGGCCAACAGAAAAGACACACCCUCUGCAACUCUCAAGCUGCUGAAAGAGCCCAGCACCGAGCUCCUCCCGGGCCUCACGUCGGUCAUCUGCGGGGGCCACUUCCCCGGCAGCCAGGUCCUGCACUCCCUGCCACCCAACACUCCUGUGCCGACGCUGUUCGUGGCCGACACCAUCUUCGCCGUGCAGUCGAGCCACAAUCCAGACCCGGGCAAGCGCAGCGACACCAUCUCGUACCAGUUUCUGUGGAGCAUCCCCAAUUUCAUCCCCUUGCCGCCGGAAGAGGUGCUCAAGAUCUGGAGGUGCCUCAAACCGUUGGAGUUUAAGGCGACCUAUGGCGUUAUGGCCAAGAUCACCAAUGUUUUUGAGAGACCCGGCCAGAGUCUGAGUCUAAAAGCAAGGCUGCUUCAGAGCGCAAAAAUCGCGGUUAAAGCAAUGGGAUAUGCUGACCAUGCCAUUUUUGCCGAGGAAUUGUGAGACACAGCACAUCAUCCUGGGCAGGGUGGUCAAUAGGCUUGUCACCCUUAUGAACCACCUUUAACUUUGUAAUUUCUCGUGGUUGGCAUUUUCUCAAACCAAGAGCAGCGCAUUCAAACAUCCGUCGCGACUCGGAUCGUUGGUGACCUGCGCGUACUUUCCCCACA